Morus notabilis is the source of this 1054-nucleotide messenger RNA. RefSeq names its product peroxidase 41. Gene Ontology annotation, biological process: hydrogen peroxide catabolic process; response to oxidative stress. The record is from RefSeq and is a predicted model, not a curated record. Lineage: Eukaryota; Viridiplantae; Streptophyta; Magnoliopsida; Rosales; Moraceae. Bases 2 to 988 code for a protein of 328 amino acids. Gene Ontology annotation, molecular function: peroxidase activity; heme binding. The transcript has 2 exons.
CAUGGCUUUCCCUCUCCUCCUCCUCCUCCUCUUCCUCUCCGCCCCCUUCGCGGCGGAAUCGAAGCUGGACCUAGACUACUACCGGAAAACGUGCCCGGACUUCGACAGGACGGUCCGGGACAUCGUCACGCAGAAGCAGAUAUCGAACCCCACCACGGCGGCAGCCACGCUCCGCCUCUUCUUCCAUGACUGCAUGGUGGAGGGCUGCGACGCCUCCGUCUUCAUCUCCCCCAACCACGUCAACCGACACCCCGAGCGCGACGCCGACAUCAAUCUCUCCCUCCCCGGCGACGCCUUCGACGUCGUCGUUCGGGCGAAGACAGCCCUCGAGCUCACCUGCCCCGGCAUCGUCUCCUGCGCCGACAUCCUCGCUCAGACCACCCGGGACCUCAUCAUCAUGGUUGGCGGUCCCUUCUACAAGGUGAGACUUGGACGCAAGGACGGCUUCAUCUCCGAAGCAUCCCGGGUGGCAGGAAACCUCCCUUCGGUGGGCCUCACCAUGGACAACAUCAUCAAGAUCUUCGAGAACAAGGGCUUCACCGUCGACGAAAUGGUGGCCCUAACCGGCGGCCACACCAUUGGCUUCUCCCACUGCAAGGAGUUCGCCGACCGCCUCUUCCACUACAGCAAGACCACCCCGACCGACCCCGAUAUCCAUCCCAAGUUCGCCGAUGCGCUGCGGCUGACGUGCGCCAACUACGCGACGGACCGGAGCAUGGCGGCCUUCAACGACGUCAUGACGCCCGGGAAGUUCGACAACAUGUACUACCAGAACCUGCAGAGAGGGCUAGGGCUACUGAAGACCGACAACGCGCUUGUCAAGGACCCGAGGACGAAGCCCGCGGUCGACCGGUUCGCCGCCGACCAGAAGGCCUUUUUCGAGGCCUUCUCUCACGCCAUGGAGAAGCUCAGCGUGCUUGACAUCAAGACCGGCCCCAAAGGAGAGGUUAGAAGGAGGUGCGAUGCUUUCAAUUCGAUUCGGACUUAGAGAAUGAAAGAAAAACGACAACAAAAAGAUAGAAGAUUGGUUUUAUGGUUUGUGGUUUGUGAUGAU